Diospyros lotus (date-plum) is the source of this 651-nucleotide messenger RNA. RefSeq lists its product as uncharacterized. The transcript has a single exon. NCBI's taxonomy places the organism in Eukaryota, Viridiplantae, Streptophyta, Magnoliopsida, Ericales, Ebenaceae. The record is from RefSeq and is a predicted model, not a curated record. The coding region runs from base 1 to 651 and encodes 216 amino acids.
AUGCUCGAUCUUUAUCGUCGACAAAACCCUCCCAUUUUUCAAGGGAAGCUUGGCGUGAACCCCAACGAAGGGGAAUUUUGGAUCAAGCAAACAAAGAAGCUACUGGACCACCUGCACUACAGAGAAGAAGAGAAGGUCAAUUGUGCCACCUUCAUGCUGCAAGAUGAAGCAGAUAGGUGGUGGAAGGGAGUCAAGAGGGCAAUGACCUCUCGGGCCAGGGCGCCCUACAUCACUUGGGAGCGAUUCAAGGAACUCUUCAAUGAGAAGUACUUUCCCUUGAAUUUAAGAAUGAAGAAAGAGAGAGAAUUCAUGGAGCUAAAGCAAACUGGGGACAUGUCUGUCGCCCAGUACGAGGACACUUUCAGCAGAUUAAUUAGGCACAUGCUUAUUUAUGAAGAGGACGAAAGAGUCAAAGCACAGAAGUUUUUGGGAGGACUGAGUCUGAAGCUUCAGAGGGCAUUAAGUAGUAUAAAUACUCAGUCUUACUCAGAAGUGAUGUUGCAAGCUUUCACCACCGAGGCUAACCUAAGCCGAAUCGACGCUAUCCAAGGAGAAAGUCAACAAAAGAGCAGUCAUAAAACAGACAAGAAAUUGGAACUCCAAAGGCCGAAGUUCAAACCUAGCACUCCAUGCCAAAGAUGCCAGAAGUAG